This is a messenger RNA of Carassius gibelio (silver crucian carp), 1719 nucleotides long. It is a transcript of the gene ppat, whose product is annotated as phosphoribosyl pyrophosphate amidotransferase. NCBI's taxonomy places the organism in Eukaryota, Metazoa, Chordata, Actinopteri, Cypriniformes, Cyprinidae. Gene Ontology annotation, molecular function: amidophosphoribosyltransferase activity. The coding region runs from base 17 to 1537 and encodes 506 amino acids. The record is from RefSeq and is a predicted model, not a curated record. Gene Ontology annotation, biological process: purine nucleotide biosynthetic process; purine nucleobase biosynthetic process. The transcript is spliced from 11 exons.
CCUCAGAGACGAGGACAUGGAGUUUGAGGAGUCGGGCAUUGGGGAGGAAUGCGGGGUGUUCGGCUGUGUGGCGGCGGGAGAAUGGCCAACACAACUGGAGGUGGCGCAGAUUUUGACACUUGGACUUGUUGCUUUGCAGCACAGGGGCCAGGAGAGUGCUGGGAUUGCCACGAGUACUGGAACAAACUCACCGACAUACACCACCCUCAAGGGCAUGGGUUUAGUGAAUACAGCUUUUAAAGCAGAGGAUUUGCUGAAGCUGCGCAACGGCAACCUAGGCAUCGGACAUACGCGUUACUCCACCACGGGCAUUUCAGAGCUGCAGAACUGCCAGCCUUUUGUGGUAGACACGCUGCAUGGCAAGAUUGCAGUGGCACACAAUGGAGAACUGGUCAAUGCCUCUGCACUGCGCAAAAAGGUUAUGCGUCAUGGCGUUGGCCUUUCCACCAGCUCAGACAGUGAACUUAUUACCCAGCUCCUUGCUUUGACUCCACCCAUGGAGGAGCUAGAUACUCCUGAUUGGGUGGCUCGCAUAAAGAAUCUGAUGACAGAGACACCUACAUCAUACUCAUUGCUAGUUAUGUAUAAAGAUGUAAUCUAUGCUGUGAGAGACCCCUAUGGAAACAGGCCUCUAUCUAUUGGACGUCUAGUACCCAUCUCAAAACUUCACAGCUCAGGUGCAGGAGAAGCAGACACAGAAGGCUGGGUGGUCUCUUCUGAGUCCUGUAGCUUCCAGUCCAUUGGUGCAAAGUAUUAUCGUGAAGUACAGCCUGGAGAGAUCGUCCAGAUCUCUAAAAACGGACUGAAGAGCCUAAGUGUUGUCCCACGCCCAGAGGGAGACCCUCCUGCCUUCUGCAUAUUUGAGUAUGUGUACUUUGCCAGGCCAGACUCCAUAUUUGAAGGUCAGAUGGUAUAUACAGUGAGGCAGCGCUGUGGACGGCAGUUGGCCAUUGAGGCUCCCACUGAUGCUGAUGUAGUGAGCACUGUUCCAGAAUCAGCCACACCUGCAGCAUUAGGAUACGCACAACAAUCUGGCCUUCCAUAUGUAGAGGUGCUGUGUAAGAACCGCUACGUGGGCAGAACGUUCAUUCAACCAAACACUCGCCUACGUCAGCUUGGAGUUGCCAAGAAGUUUGGGGCAUUGACUGAUAACUUUGCUGGCAAACGAGUGGUGCUUAUUGAUGAUUCCAUUGUGAGGGGUAACACCAUCUCCCCUAUUAUUAAACUGCUGAAAGAAGCAGGUGCAACGGAGGUCCACAUUCGAGUUGCAUCACCUCCAAUCCGGUUCCCGUGCUACAUGGGCAUUAACAUUCCUACCAAAGAGGAGCUCAUUGCUAAUAAGCCAGAGUUUGAGGAUAUAGCAGGUUAUAUUGGUGCUACAAGUGUGCGUUAUCUGUCAGUUGAAGGUCUGGUAUCUGCUGUUCAAAGUGGGAUAGAGUCACGUGGGAAAGAUGAGAGGAUCAGCACGAAGACUACUAGAUUGGGUCAUUGCACAGCCUGCCUCACAGGAAAAUACCCAGUGGAGCUGGAGUGGUGAAUUUCGGCCCACAUAAAUGUCCAUUCAUCUCUGUAUAGAGUAGUUUUUUGUUUCUUUUGAAAUUGUUUAAAUGACUAAGACCGUAAUUAAAACUUUGGUGCUGCUUUAACAUUUGUUACAGUUGUAAAUGUCAUUAGGCAGGCCAUACUCCGUGUUAGAAUUCAAAUAAAACAUUCCAUACA